Molecule: messenger RNA, 2292 nt
Organism: Rhinocladiella mackenziei CBS 650.93
Lineage: Eukaryota; Fungi; Ascomycota; Eurotiomycetes; Chaetothyriales; Herpotrichiellaceae
Exons: 2
Coding region: 1-2292 (763 amino acids)
Biological process (GO): transcription initiation at RNA polymerase II promoter
Cellular component (GO): transcription factor TFIID complex
Molecular function (GO): RNA polymerase II general transcription initiation factor activity; protein binding
Source: RefSeq, a predicted model, not a curated record
AUGUCUGGGCACGGCGCGCCCAGUCCAGCGCCUCGCAGCGCAAGCACGGGACCCAAUGGCCCCUUAACAACUCAAGCUGCUGCUCCCCUGGUCAAUGGUGUAGCUGGCGGGUCUGUUUCUGGUCCGUCUGGAUCAGCAUCGACUGCUUCCGGUGGUAGUGGCGGUGGCAUGUCCCAGCAGAAUCUGAAUCAAAUUGUGAUCGACUAUCUCGCAAAGAAAGGCUAUCACCGAACGGAAGCCACCCUGCGCGCCGAGUCCUCAAAUCAAGAGAUUCCCAAAGAUGGAGACCUCAAAACGACCCUUUCAGGACCCCCGCGUUAUUUCGAGAUGUUUACGCGGCUGAGUGCGUGGACUGAUGACGCCCUGGACAUCUACAAACCUGAAGUAAAACGACUACUGUGGCCGAUCUUUGUCUACUCCUACCUCGACUUGGUCAAACAAUUCUAUCCCAAAGAAGCAGCGCGUCUGUUCCAGAAAUUCUCAGAGGAUUUCAAGAAGGAACAUGAGUAUGACUUGAGGGCACUGGAGCACAUCGCGUUGCCCGAACAUGGAGAAGACAAGGUGGCCAAACUCUACCGGGACAAUAAGUAUCGCUUGUCGCUGAGUAGCGCCGCAUUCAACUACUUCAUGCAGUUCCUCGAGAGCCUUCCUCAAGCUGGAUUCAAGUUAUUCAUUUCUAUUGUCGAGCAGAACCUGGACCUGCGCCAAGUCGAGCGUGCAGCAGACGAUCGCUUCAGUUUCGCCGCCGUCAUCCAGCGGGGUAUCGGUGGACAGGACAUGCCAGCCGAAGAUGAGGGGAUCCCCGGUCACCGUCCUGGAAAUGCCGUCUCCUCGACCGAUCCGAACGUCGGCAACACCCUUGCCACUCUCAAACUUGGCAAACUUCCCAUGGAGAAAGAUCUCGAAGAAGAUGUCCGUGCAGAACUUAUGGACCUCGACGGCGCUGUCCCGCCUCAACCAGGUCAGCCGAGCCUGGUCCAGACUCACGAACUCGUCAAUAUCAAGCAAGAGGAUGAAGACGAAGGCCCCAAUCGAACCGACGUCCCCUUCCCCCCGUCGACUGCUCGCGACGUGGCAAUGGAAGUUCAGAAAAUUCGCGAGAACCGCGAUAGACUGAGGAUUGAAUCGCGCACCGGGGGGAUUGGUGUCGGAAUUAGCGUCGUCAUGUACACUUUCCACAAUACCCACGACAGUAUGAUUUGUAUCGAUUUCUCAGGUGAUCAGAGACUGGUGGCUGCCGGUUUUGAAGAGUCCUACAUCCGUAUAUGGACCCUGGAUGGUUCCGCCCUGGGCCCAAAUCUUCAAGAAAACUCGAAACGUCUCAUCGGUCACUCUGGCCCAGUCUACGAUGUCUCUUUUAAUCCCGCAAGCUAUAAGCCCAGCCCAGAGUCUCCCAAUACGGACUCAAAGUGGCUCCUUUCUUGCAGCGCCGAUGGUUCUAUCCGUCUCUGGAACCUCGAACCUGAUGUCUGCCAAUGCGUCGUUGUGUACAAGGGACACGUCGGCCCCGUUUGGUCUGUCUCCUGGGGCCCAUUCGGUCACUACUUUGUCAGCGCCGGCCACGACAGAACUGGCCGAGUCUGGAUGACUGACAAGAUCCGUCAAGUCCGUCUCCUGGCGGGACACGACGACGAUGUAAAUGUUGCCACCUUCCAUCCUAACUCCAACUAUGUUUUCACCGCAUCUAGCGACAAGACUGUUCGCAUGUGGUCCAUCAACAACGGGAACGCCGUUCGCAUGUUCACCGGACACACUGCUAUGAUCACCGCGUUGGCAUGUAGUCGCAAUGGCAAGAUCCUCGCCUCAGCAGAUGAAACCGGUGUUAUUCUCCUCUGGGAUCUCGGGCCAGGAAGAUUGUUGAAGAAGAUGCGCGGCCAUGGAAAAGGAGGUAUCUGGUCAUUGAGCUGGAGUGUUGAGUCCACCGUCCUUGUCUCCUGUGGCCAAGAUUGCACCGUGCGCUCGUGGGAUGUCACAGGCCCGGCCAAAGAGGCGGCCGCACCAGCCCACAAACCGGACGGCACUAGCGGGACCACCUCGGCCAAAUCAGAUAGCGCUCAUCCUAACGGAACGAAUGCGCCUGCGUCCAACAUCAACCUCACUUCUGGUACUGCAACCGGAGCGGCUGGCGUCGCGGGUGCAAGCGUCCAUAAGAAGCGUGGCAAAGACGCCGUCGUUACCAGCGACCAGAUCAGCGCGUUCCUCACCAAGCAGAGCCCCGUCUAUCUGGUUAGAUUCACCAACAUGAACCUUGUCCUUGCUGCAGGUGCAUAUCUGCCAGAGCAGGCCAAGUGA